Messenger RNA from Acanthosepion pharaonis, 2856 nucleotides. The record is from the annotation of a GenBank genome assembly. Lineage: Eukaryota; Metazoa; Mollusca; Cephalopoda; Sepiida; Sepiidae.
AUGGCAGAUGUGGAUGUCCCUGCGGCAUCUAGGAAAAAUAAAAUAGCAGCAGCAAGAAAAAAGUUGAAACAGUUCAAGGAAAAAGGGAAAAUUUCUACGAACCAGUCCAAUUCUGACAAUCGAUCAUCCUCGACCAGGUCAAGUGUCAGUCCUUCCUCCAAUCCGUCCAUUACUGAAGAGAAACCAUCAUCUAUUGGGGACCAAACAUCACAAGAAGUGGAUUUUCAUAUUGAUCAAAGGCCAACAGCUUCAACAGAAUCUCUUCAUCAGUUAUCACAGCAUAUCAAUGAUCUUCUUAAUGAAUCUAGUGCUGCCAUCAAUGGAGAAAUUCCUGUGGCAAAAUCCAGUAUUUCUCAACUUGAGAAACGUAAUCGAGAGUUGGCAGCUUUAUUGGCCAAACACACAGAAGCAAAUGAACAACUUCAUGCACAAGUGCAACACUUGAGAAGUCAAUCUCAGCAUUUACAAAAAGAACUGGAUGGUGAAAGACAAACUUUUGAAGACAAACAGAAAAGAGAAGUAGGGUCAUUAAAAGAACAAUUGCAGGUUCACAUUCAAACUAUAGGGAUUUUAGUUGCUGAAAAAACAGAACUACAGUCUAAAAUCAGUCAACUGCAAAAACUGUCUGAUCAAAGGCUGGAGGAAAUUGACGAUAUGAAUAGUCGUUUUAGAGUUUCCAAGCAGCGGAUUUCAGAGUUGGAACGAAGUAUAGCAUCAGUAAAUUCUUCAAGUCAGCAAUAUGAGAAGAGUAGUAAAGAAUUUGCUAAAGAUAUUGACCGGUUGAAAUUGGAAUUAUAUAAAUCAAAUCAAACUACUGAGGAAUUACGACAACAAACAUUUGAACUUACUGAAAAAUUAAACUUCAAGAUUUCAGAGUGUUUGGCUCAUGAACAAAACUUAGAAGAAUUUAAAAAGAAACUGGAAAUGGCAGAGUUGUAUGCACAGCAGUUAAGUAGUCAGAGUGAUAAGGAAUCAGUGAAACUUCUUGAAUCUCUACAAGCAGAGAAAGAAGAAUUAACAACCAAGGUUUUACACUAUCAAGAAUCAUUCCAGACUGUGACAGAUGAACGUAACCAGUUAUCUGACCAGUAUCAACAAUAUAUUGAGCAGCUUCAACAACAAACCCAAUCAUUAACAGGCCAGGUAACUUCCUUGACUGGAGAGAGAGAAUCCUUACUUUCUAAACAACAUGAACUUGAAACAGAAAUGGGUUCCCUUCGAAAACAGUUAGAAGAGGCAGAACAUAACUCGGCCAUCAAUCCGACAUCUAAUCUGCAAGUGGAAAUUGAAAAAUUGCAUUCAGAUUAUGAAGAAAUAUCAAAGAGACAUGAGGCUCAGAUCAGAGACAAUGCACAAAUGAGUCGGUUCCUUGAAGAAAAAGAAGAUAAAAUCAUGGAACUGGAAUCUACAAUUACUCGGCUUGGUCAAGAGGCUGGAGAUAAAGCUCAAUUAUUGGAAAGUAUUCAGAGCGACAAAACAGCCUUAAGUCGAGCGCUCACACAAAACAAAGACCUAAAGCAGCAAUUAGCAGAAUUACAAAAUGGAUUUGUCAAAAUGAGCAAUGACAGUAUGGAAUUGAUGACAAAAUUGCAAACAGAAGAACACAGGUCACAUGAAUUGGCCUUGCGUUUAGCCCAGCAAGAAGAUGAACUAAAGGAUAUGCGAGAUGCAUUGAUGUCUCGUGACUCCCAAUUAACAGAGAUAAAGAAAAGUGCUGAUUCUGUACAGAAGGAAAACUAUCAGCAGGAGCAAAUUCAAGAUCGUCUUCGGCAUUAUGAAGCUCAAGCUCAGUUAGUUGAGACUUUACAACGAGAACUCUCAGCUUCUCAGGAUAUGAUGGAUGCACUCACUGCCCAAAAUUCUGAGCUCAGGAAUAUGUUGGUAAAAUCACAAGAGAAUAAAGACAUUUAUGAUACAUCUGCAACUGAUGAAAGGGAUACCAUUAUGGACUCCCUCCAAGCAACAAUUCGUCAAUUAGAGGCUGAACGAAACCAGUUGAUAGGAAGCCUCAAAGACCAACGGAAUCUAUCUGAUGACCUCAGUGUCAAAGUAGCAGACAUGCAGGAACAAGUAUCUAUGUCUAUCAACCCUGAUGAAAAUAUUGUGAGUCGUGCAGAAUUUGAAAAAUUAAAGAAUACUAUGGACAUGAUUCAGGAGAAAUACACACGAGCGAUGAGAGAUAAGGCUGACUUGUCUGAUAAGGCUGACCAACUUGAGCAUUUGGUGCUGCAACUCCAGGGAGAAACAGAUACAAUAGGAGAAUACAUUUCUCUCUAUCAUCACCAAAGAGCCUUAUUACAGCAGCGAGAGUUUCAAAAGAAUGACUAUAUUUCACGGCUUGCCAAAGACAGAGAAGAUUUACAGGGCAAGCUGUCCAAGUUGCAAGGUCUUGUGGUGCAGAUGUUUAGUGAACGAGGAGUUGAUGCAAAGAAUUUGAUUAGCCACACUGAAAUAUUUCACAACUGUAAUGAAAAGAUAAAUGAACAGAAAACAGAGGAUAUGCAACGUUAUCUUCCUCCCCCACCUCCAGUGAUUAAUGGGGAAGGAAAAUACCCGGAAGACUGGCCUGAUUACAGCAGCUCCAACUCGUCCGAAAGUGUCGUGGAAACUAUUGUUGGUGGAGAGGCAUUUGAAGGAAAUGUACCUCCUUCCUCUGCUCAACAACAGUCACCCACUUCUAUGCCUCCAACCAUCUAUGAUACAAAUGAAGAAUCUGCACAAGUUGAAAACAAUCAGACGGCUAAAAAGAUCAUGGAUUUGUUUUCUGAGAUUGAUAGCAACUUGUGUGAUACAGUUCCAUUUAAUCGUAAGUUCCUGCCCUGCAAAUAUUGUAAAGGAAGUGUGCAGGACUUGUAG